Salvelinus namaycush (lake trout) is the source of this 1464-nucleotide messenger RNA. It is a transcript of the gene btbd17a, whose product is annotated as BTB/POZ domain-containing protein 17. Lineage: Eukaryota; Metazoa; Chordata; Actinopteri; Salmoniformes; Salmonidae. The transcript has 6 exons. The coding region runs from base 1 to 1464 and encodes 487 amino acids. Gene Ontology annotation, molecular function: protein binding. The record is from RefSeq and is a predicted model, not a curated record.
AUGCCUGCUGCCCUUCUCAGACCCAGAGUGCCCCUGGCCCAGACCAACCUGAUCAGCACGCUGCUGUUGUCUCUCUGUCUCCACACCGGCUCCGUCACUGGAGGCAUAAUGAAGGCUGAUGAGAUCCAGAAUGGUGGCGUGGACACCAUCAGCCACUCCCUUGCCCUGGUGCAGCGUCUGGAGGCCCUGCUGGCUCAGGGGAACGGCAGCGAUGUGGCCCUCAGGGUGCAGACAGUGGGAGCAGAGCAAGUAAAGGUGAUCCAGGCCCACUCCCUGAUGCUGUCCCUGCAGAGCCCUGUGUUCGAGGAACUGCUGCUCAGCCAUAAUGGCACCACCCUGGUCCUCCUGGAGACCGCUGAGUGUGCUGCCGUCUUUGACAAGUUCAUCAGGUACCUGUAUUGUGGAGAGAUCUCCCUGUGUCUGGAGCAGGCCACCUCUCUACACAAGCUGGCCACUAAGUACCGCGUCCAGGGCCUUCAGCAGGGGGUCACCCAGUACAUGACCCAGAACCUGGCCAGCAACUCCCCUUCUGGACACGUGGUGGAAUGGUACCAGUACGCCCUGCAGACAGGAGACGUGGCCCUGCGGGACAGCUGUCUGCAGUACCUGUCCUGGAACCUGUCCUCUGUGCUGCAGAGUGGGGAGUGGACGCAUGUCAGCAACGACCUGCUCAUGACCCUGCUGCAGCGCUCAGACCUCAUCCUGCAGAGUGAAAUGGAGCUCUUUGCGGCACUGGAGGCCUGGAUCAACCAGAACGAACCGGAUGCUCUAACGGCCGAGAACGCUCUGAGAGCCAUCCGUUAUGCCAUGAUGCCCCCUCUGGAGCUCUUCCGCCUGCAGACCCAGUCUCCUGUUCUGGCCCGCUACCAGGAGUCGGUCCGGGACCUCCUCUACCAGUCCUACCAGUUCCACUCCGCCUCCCCCCUCCACAUGGCCAAGUACUUUGACGUGAACUGCAGUCUAUUCAUGCCCAGGAACUACCUCUCCCCUGCCUGGGGGAGUCCUUGGGUCAUCAACAACCCCAUGAGGGACGACCGCAGCACCAGCUUCCAGACGCAGCUGGGCCCCAGCGGCCAUGAUGCCAACAAGAGGGUGACCUGGAACUCCCUGUUCUCGCCCCGUUGGUUGCCCCUCAGCAUGAGGCCAAUGUACUCCGAACAGGGUUCCACACAGCCGACACGCGUUGACGGAGGCCGCCUGCGCAUCAUUAUUACUCCCGCUACGUCGAGUGCAGACUUUGCCGGGGUGAGCUUCCAGAAGACGGUGGUGGUGAUGGCGAGGAAGCAGGGAAAGAUGGUGGUGAGACAUGUUUAUAAUUUCCACCAGAGCACCGAGGAGACUGGAGACUUCCUGGUGGAAGCCGAUCUGCACCGUAAGACGUCUGAGUACCUAGUUGAUGGUUCCCUCCAUCUACACAUUGUGGUCAAGCCGCUCUACCAGACCCUCAUCGCUACCAAGAAAUGA